This is a messenger RNA of Salvia splendens (bonfire salvia), 708 nucleotides long. Its product is annotated as prostatic spermine-binding protein-like. The record is from RefSeq and is a predicted model, not a curated record. Lineage: Eukaryota; Viridiplantae; Streptophyta; Magnoliopsida; Lamiales; Lamiaceae. Bases 1 to 708 code for a protein of 235 amino acids. The transcript is spliced from 2 exons.
AUGAAGGAGACCAAACGAGCUGUCUUCGUCCAGAGCAACUCCAACGAGCAAAUCACGACCGCGGCUGAGCUACCGAAUAGGAAUGGUAAUGGGAAUGAUACUGUGACGAAGCCGAAAGUAGAUGACGACAAGCCGAAAGGGGAUGACAAUGAGAGUGAUACUAAGAAGGACGAGCCGAAAGGGGAUGAUGACGGGCAGAAAGGGCAGGACGACGAGCCGGUUGAGGAAGUCGCGCCGAUUGAUGAUGAGGAAGGACCGAAGGAGGAUGACGGAAAGCUGAAAGUGGAUGACGACAAGCCGAAAGGGGUUGACAAUGAGAGUGAUACUAAGAAGGACAAGCCGAAAGGGGUUGACAAUGAGAGUGAUACUAAGAAGGACGAGCCGAAAGGGGAUGACGACCCGAAAUGGGGAGGACGACGAGUCGGGGAUGACGACGAGCCGAAAGGGGAGGAAGACGAGCCGGUUGAUGACGUCGCUCCGAUUGAUGAUGAGGAAGAGCCGAAAGAGGAUGAUGGAAAGCCGAAAGGGGAUGAGAAUGAGAAUGAUACUAAGAAGGAUGAGCCGAAAGGGGAUGACGACGGGGCGAAAGGGGAGGACGACGAGCCGAAUGAGGACGUCACGCUGAUUGAUGAUGAGGAAGAGCCGAAAGAGGAUGACGGAAAGCCGAAAGGGGAUGACGACAAGCCGAAAGGGGAUAACUAUGAGUGA